AUGGGAAAUCGAUUGGCAAAUUCAAAUUUUUCAGCUAAACCAAUUCCUCCGGAAGAUCUCUGGUUACAAAACCAAACGUUUCGUGUUCGUCAGCAAUUGUAUACUUUGCUCGAUCGAUGUGGUGGUGGAGCCUUCGGAUCCGUAUGGGCAUCAUCAACUCCACAAGGUCAUCGUGCUGCGGUAAAAGUUUUUGAUUUAAAUCGUUUGCGACCAGGGAUGAAUGUUAAUCGAUUGGUUCAAUCAUUUCAAGAUGAAGUUCAGAUGAUUUACCGAAUGCGUGGUGCAGAAAGAUAUGUUGUUCAUGUUUAUGGAUUUGAUUUCGAUGCACAACGACGUGUUGCAUUAUUAGCGAUGGAACUAGGUGGAGAAUCUUUACAAGAUCGUGCGACGAAUCUGUAUCAAAGUAGUUUAAAAUCACCAAUGAUUGGAGAUGAUUUUAUUCCAGCGAGAGAGCGAAAACAUUUUUGGAUCCAAUUAGUUAAUAUUAUUCUUGUUCUUCAUCAUUAUAAUAUUGUUCAUCGAGAUUUAAAACCAGCGAAUUUCGUCUUUUUUGGCCCAUUGUUAAAAGUGAUCGAUUUAGGUAUUGCUCAAAAGGAAAUCUCCAGAUAUGGCGUAGGACAAAAUUUAAUAGGCGGAACACGGUUCUACAGUGGACCCGAAUGCUUAUCUGGUCAGUAUCCCGUGACAUCAAAAGCUGAUAUUUGGUCACUCGGUGCAAUUCUUUACUUUUUAACAUACGGAACUCCACCUUUACUCGAAUCUUUCUAUCCUCCGCCGAAUAUUCCACCAACUCGCUCUUCACUGGUCAAGAAUCUUCUUCACGCUUGUUUACAAAGAAAUCCCUCUCGCCGACCGACACAUCAGUGGCUCGCACAACAUCCUUUUACUGUUGGUCCUGCUGUUGUUUGA
This is a messenger RNA of Adineta ricciae, 909 nucleotides long. The record is from the annotation of a GenBank genome assembly. Lineage: Eukaryota; Metazoa; Rotifera; Eurotatoria; Adinetida; Adinetidae.